Molecule: messenger RNA, 2676 nt
Organism: Candidozyma auris
Lineage: Eukaryota; Fungi; Ascomycota; Pichiomycetes; Serinales; Metschnikowiaceae
Gene: MNR2
Product: putative Mg(2+) transporter
Exons: 1
Coding region: 1-2676 (891 amino acids)
Biological process (GO): magnesium ion transmembrane transport; intracellular magnesium ion homeostasis
Cellular component (GO): plasma membrane
Molecular function (GO): magnesium ion transmembrane transporter activity
Source: RefSeq, a predicted model, not a curated record
AUGGCCAAGAAGAAAUCUGCAAGACAAAGGAAACUUCGUCUGAAGCAACAGGGUAGGGAGAAACUUCGGGAGGAACACCUCGUUUCCCAACCUAACUCAAGACCGGUUUCGCCAACGGGAAACCAGGCCCAUAGAAACUCAUAUAUGGAUCAUCAUCCGAGAACCAAUUCCAUGUCCUCUGCUCGAGAACGAAGAAUGAGCGAGUAUGACCAAAGCCCUCCAUUCAACAAAGACUUUGCGCCACUCACAGACCGUAACUUACAGACGUUGCUCGAACAAAAUAACGCCCAGCAUUCAUCCCACAUAUUUGGCCUGGUCGCGCUUGACAUGGACAAAUUUGCUCGUGAGCAGGAUGUUAGUCCUUACGAUGCCAUAGAUGCGUUCAGUAACCACAGUCCUAACUCUGGGGGCCUGCUCGAGUUUGGCGAGCUGAAUCCUCCAUCUGAACAUUCAAGUGAUUCUACUUCUCUUGAUGAUGUCUGUUAUCUAGAUUACUAUGAUGAUGAACAAGGACGCACCGGGCAGAUGCACAAAUGGCCAGACUUGGAAGUGCUAGAGGAAUUCAUUCACGAGGAGCUCGAGGAAUUGCAAGAUGAGCCUUCAGAACUCAACGAAGUCAACUUCAGAUACCCAGUUGCCAGGAGAGUCUCGCAUACACCAGAAGUAGCCGAUGAAGAUGAUGCCCCUCUUUUGAAUCGAGUUCAGGUGAAUGAAGUCGAUACAUGGGGUGAAUCCUCACUGUUCAAGGCUGCACGCAAACCUCUCAAGCCAUGGGAAGCGUCUCAGCUGAACAUCCACACUAUUCUUAACAACGGUAAAAAGAAAUCAGACACCUUGUGCAGAUUCACAUACUUCAGGGAGGAUUUGGACCAGACACUUCACUCGCCAACACUAGCGGGCCUUGUUGCCGACAGUGAGAAAGCGGAUCUCUCUGAUGAAAACUAUAUUAGGAAUUCCUUGAAGGAACUCUUCGAUCCACACUUCCAAAGCAUUCAUCAUCGUCUGCCUCGCGCGACUACUCCUGGUCCGGAUACGCAUCAUGACGGUAUCAAUGGUAAAGAUCAGCAAGGGAAGGAACCUCACCAUAGCAGACAGGGGUCGGUUCCCCCCAAUGUCAGCAGAUCCUCGGCAGCGGCUCAAAAUUUGAAAGGUAGCACUCCUCAGGCAGCUGCUUCACACUCAUCUCUCGCACAUUUCUCUGGAGGCACAACGUCCGUCAAUUCCCUUUCGACAUCCCCUCAUUUGCAUCACGACCCCUUUUGGCUCGACAUUCAAGACCCGCUGGAAGAAGAAAUGAAAGUGAUCGCCAAAACUUUCGGAUUACAUCCCUUGACUACAGAGGAUAUUUUCAUGGAUGAGGCCCGAGAGAAAGUUGAAAUGUUUAAUCUGUACUACUUCCUUUGUUUCACAUCCUUCGAUAUCGUCUACGAACGUAGAAAACAAAAGGAGAAAGAGAACGAGAAAAAGAUUAACAAGCUUAUGGAAUACAAUUAUCAGCCAAGCAGGUUUAGCUGGGGGUGGUUUCAAAACAAGUUGGGUUGGAAGGACGAUACAGUUUUACGCUCAAAUGCGAAGAAGUCUGGGUCCUCUUCGAUCAAGUCAAAGUCGAAGAGAAUCAGGAACGGAGAGUUGUGUCCAUUGAACAUGUAUAUGAUCGUUUUUAAGCACGGCGUAUUGACUUUCCAUUUCAGUGCCACACCACAUCCGAUUAAUGUGCGUCGUCGGGCACGUAUGUUGAAGGAUCAUUUGACAGUCUCUCCAGAUUGGAUUUGCUACGCUUUGAUUGAUGACAUCACAGAUUCUUUUGCCCCAAUGAUCGACAGUAUUGAGGCAGAAGUGUACCUCAUAGAAGACGAGAUCAUGAGAAUGCACUCAGGAGAUCGUGAAUCAGCAGAUGAAAGCGAGGACUCUGACCUGGAAUCAAUUGCCGAUCUCCAAGAUAAUCGACCUAGACAUUCCAAUGAUGUAUUUGUGCGUCGUCACAGAUCGAAGUCAGUUGUUGAAACCACUGAGCCUUCCAAGCUUGACUUCUUACGCUUGAAGAAGAGAGACUCUAAGGGCGACUACUUCUCUCUUAAAUCAAGGCGCAGUGCUAUUUCGAAAACUACAACCACCACAAGUACUGACCUGUCUAGAAUAGUUGCAUGGAAGCGUAAAGGCGACAUGUUGAGAAGAAUUGGCGAGUGCAGAAAAAGAGUCAUGUCUGUCAUGAGACUUUUGAGUACCAAGGCCGAUGUGAUUCGUGGCUACAGUAAGCGUUUUAGUGAAAGCGAUGUUGUGAAGCCAGUGGAAGAUAAUCCACUUAUAUCUACCCGAUCAGCCACAAAGCAUGAGAUCUUGAUGUAUUUGGGUGACAUUCAAGACCAUAUAGUCACUAUGGUGCAAUCUCUCAACCACUAUGAAAAACUUUUGGCUCGAUCUCACUCAAACUACUUGGCACAAAUCAAUAUUGACAUGACAAAGGUCAACAACGAUACAAAUGAUGUUUUGGGAAAGAUUACAGUUCUCGGUACGAUAGUGUUACCGGUGAACGUCGUCACUGGUUUGUGGGGUAUGAACUGUAUUGUUCCAGGACAAGAUGCUCCUGGCCUCACCUGGUUCUACGGGAUUUUGUUUGGAAUUUUCCUUUUCAGCAUAACAUCAUAUCUCUAUGCCAAGAAGGUAUAUAAUCUUUAA